Heterocephalus glaber (naked mole-rat) is the source of this 6703-nucleotide messenger RNA. NCBI's taxonomy places the organism in Eukaryota, Metazoa, Chordata, Mammalia, Rodentia, Bathyergidae. The record is from RefSeq and is a predicted model, not a curated record.
AGUGCUUUUCCAGGGUUCGGGCCGGAGAGAGGCCUUGCGGACCCAGCCGCUGACGCUCCGUCGGCUCCGAAUAGGGGCUCCAGCCCGGGUCCGAGCGAGGAGGUCCGCGCCCGCCUACCCGCAGCCUGCGCCCUCCCAGCGUCCGGCCUGACGGACUCCCAGUGGCAGAAGUGAGUUGGAUGAUUGCCCUCAGAAGUCCAGGGAUGGUGGCCCAAAGUGUGUCUGCUAUAAAUUGAAAAGGCCUUGCUUCCUAAAUGGCCAUUAAGAAGUAGAUGUCCAGAUGCAAAGGGUUUUGAAACAGUCCAUUUGUCGUAAAGUAAGAUGCAGCUGUGGCUUUUCAACCAGAUUAGAACAAAAUUAUAUCUUUUUCUCAGAAGAGAAUUCCACAAGGUUAACUCAGCAAAUAAAGAAAACAUGGUAUUUUGAAAUAUGAUUAAACUCCUGAUGCAGCAGCAGAGGCUAAGAAUAUUAAUGGCUCUAUGUAGUGCUCACAUGGUCUUCUAAAGAAGCCAUGGGUAGCUGUUGCAGCUGUCCAGAUAAAGACACUGUCCCAGAUAACCAUCGGAACAAGUUUAAGGUCAUUAAUGUGGAUGACGAUGGGAAUGAGUUAGGUUCCGGCAUAAUGGAGCUUACAGACACAGAACUGAUUUUAUAUACUCGCAAACGUGACUCAGUAAAAUGGCACUACCUCUGCCUGCGGCGCUAUGGCUAUGACUCAAACCUCUUCUCUUUUGAAAGUGGUCGAAGGUGUCAAACUGGACAAGGAAUCUUUGCCUUUAAAUGUGCCCGUGCAGAAGAAUUAUUUAACAUGUUGCAGGAGAUUAUGCAAAACAAUAGUAUAAAUGUAGUGGAAGAGCCAGUGGUAGAAAGAAAUAAUCAUCAGACAGAAUUAGAGGUCCCCAGAACACCUCGAACACCUACAACUCCAGGAUUUGCUGGUCAGAGCUUACCUAAUGGAUAUCCCCGAUACCCCUCAUUUGGAGAUGCUUCAUCUCAUCCUUCAAGCAGACAUCCUUCCGUGGGAAGUGCUCGCUUACCUUCAGUUGGUGAAGAAUCUACACAUCCUUUGCUUGUGGCUGAGGAACAAAUACAUACCUAUGUCAACACUACAGGUGUACAAGAAGAGCAGAAAAACCGCGCAGGUGCGCAUGUCCCAUUGGAGGCAAGGGUUUCAAAUGCUGAGAGCAACACACCAAAAGAAGAACCAAGUAGUAUUGAAGACAGAGACCCUCAGAUUCUUCUUGAACCCGAAGGAGUCAAAUUUGUUUUAGGACCAACUCCUGUUCAGAAGCAAUUAAUGGAAAAAGAGAAACUGGAGCAACUUGGAAGAGACCAAGUUAGUGGAAGUGGUGCAAAUAACACAGAAUGGGACACUGGCUAUGACAGUGAUGAACGCAGAGAUGCACCUUCGGUUAACAAACUGGUAUAUGAAAAUAUAAAUGGGCUAUCUAUCCCUAGUGCCUCAGGGGUCAGGAGAGGUCGUCUGACAUCCACUAGUACCUCAGAUACCCAGAAUAUCAACAACUCAGCUCAGAGAAGAACUGCGUUAUUAAACUAUGAAAAUUUACCAUCUUUGCCUCCUGUUUGGGAAGCCCGCAAGCUGAGUAAGGAUGAAGAUGACAAUUUAGGACCAAAGACUCCAUCUCUAAAUGGCUACCAUAAUAAUCUAGAUCCAAUGCAUAACUAUGUAAAUACAGAGAAUGUAACAGUGCCGGCAAGUGCUCACAAAAUAGAAUAUUCAAGGCGUCGGGACUGUACACCAACAGUCUUUAACUUUGAUAUCAGACGCCCGAGUUUAGAACACAGGCAACUCAAUUAUAUACAGGUUGACUUGGAAGGUGGCAGUGACUCUGACAAUCCUCAGACUCCAAAAACACCUACCACUCCCCUGCCACAAACCCCUACAAGGCGCACAGAGCUGUAUGCUGUGAUAGACAUCGAGAGAACUGCUGCUAUGUCCAAUUUGCAGAAAGCACUGCCACGAGAUGAUGGUACAUCUAGGAAAACUAGACAUAAUAGUACUGAUCUGCCCAUGUGAGCCUGGAAAGCAUUAUGUUGUUUGCACCUUUGUGAAGUUUUUAAAAAUGAAGAUGCAAAUGCUUCAUUUUCAUUUCUACACUAACUCCUUUUAUAAACUGAUAAAAAAAAUUUUUUCUGAGUAUUUCAUGUGCAUCUUUAACUAAAGGGAAUUAUUGUAGAGCAGGUACUCCUUAACACUAAUUUCAUUAUAUACUAUUCAUUAUUGUACAGCAGCAUUCCCAUUUUCACAGUGCCUAUUUAAAAUGAGAGUUGAAGUGAAAGACAUACUGGUUGAUUUUUAUUCAAUAUUUUGGACUUAUGCAUAUCUUUCAUGUCUGAGUCACAGUUGGCAUUUAAAACUUUUUAUAAAGCCUCUUGGUAAUGUGCAUUGGUAACAGAUAACUCUAGGCUUUGAAAGUAAUAUUUGUAGAUCAGUGUUCACAGUAUGUGGCCUCCAGCAUGUAACAUGAGGAAUCAUUUAUUUCAUUAAUUAAAGGCUUUUGACUUGAGCCAAAACAUGUGUAAAGGAAAUGGAAGUACCACACCUCCUUGUAUACCAGUCAGCUCUUUUGCCUUCAGUGUUACUAGAAAGAAUCGUAUGUUGUGAAUAUAGUUUGCUGUUGGUGUGUUGAAAGGUAGGCAGGAGACAAGAUUUUCUGUUUACUCAUCUCAUGAUGUUAUUUGAAGGGUAUGUCCAGAUGUCUUACUCUGAAUUACAGUAGGCUUAAGGAUCAGUCUCAGGUCACUUUACCCAAAAACAUUUGAAAAACUGAACCAUGAUCUCUUGAAGUUUCUGUCCUAUAGAUUAUUGACAAGGCAUUGUUUUCUGCAGGCAUUUUUGGUGUUUGGUUCCCAUUUACCUUCGGUUUUUAUUUUGGUGUUUGGGAUAACUUACUGUGUUGCUUAAUGUCUUUUUCAAUUUAAAAUGUUUGAGUUUGUAUAUAGUUUUGAAAUUGGAUUAUGUGUUCACUGUUACUUAGUUUGCAUUUUUGUCAAAUUGUAGUUUUGAAGGUUCAUUUGGAACUUGCUGUUAUUCUAUAACAGGGUUGCCCUUGUCCAGUAUUUAUUUAUAUGCUGUUUACUUUUCAAGUUGAUAAAAACAUUCUUUUGAUUUUAAAUUUCACUUGUGUCCAUAGAUGAUCUCUUUAGCAGUUGAGGAAAAAAAAAAAGGAAGGUCCUUUUAACAUGCAAAGUUCCCUAAAGGUACUGUGUGUUCUCUAUGGGCACUCUCCCCAGCACUUUAGCAGGGAUUUUCUUCAGCUACACGGCUACAGUUGUACUCUGACCAUUCUAGUGUUCCUCAGCUCUGCUGUCCUUUCACUUGUAGCUGGAUCUUGAUUAUCCCUUGAUUUCAUUGGAAUGUUAAUAUUGUUGCCAGCAUAGCAGGUAAAGUGGAAGUCUUGUAGUAAUGAGAUUGUGUCAUAAUUUAGGAUUUAAAAUGAACUGAAGUUUCUAUAAAUUGAUGAGUCCCGAUGUCAAAACUCUUAGAAAAUCAAGAAUAUUCCAAAUUCCCAAACACUAGAGAAUACAAGAAGAUAGAGUGAAAAGGUUAGGUAACUUUAUAAAAUAGUGCUGUUUCUCUAAAAACAAGGAAGUUGGAAGUUAUGAUCUGGAUCUAUCAAAUGUUUCUAAAGCUAAUUUAGCAUGAAAAAGUUUCAGUCUUAUACAGUUUAUUCAAUAAAUAACCUAAUUAUAGGACAAUGAAUGCAUUAGCAGAACAAUAGAGUGGGACCAUUAAAAAAAACUAAUUACAGGUGUCUUUAUCAUUUUCAGUGCUAUUGGUUUAUUAGCAUAGCAAAAUUUUCUACUUUUCCUUUUCCCCGCUCUGUGAACUUGGUGCUUACUAAAAUGCUCACUGUUCUCUUAAAAAGAGCAGUAGUAUAGAUGUGCAGUUUCCCUAAUACAAUUUCUAUUUUAAAUGUAUUGUUCCAUUUAUCUUUCUUUUAAGUAGUUUGCUAAUUGUGCCAAAUUUAUGUAGUGAUUAUUGUAAUGUGGAAUAGGAAUUAGGAUGCAACCAAUGCAAAUGGUUUUCUUUGAAACAAGCAGUCACAGCAGAACACUAAUCUCCAAAUGAAAGGGCUGAUACAUUUAUUUGUUUUGGAGGUUGGAUAUGUUUUUCCCCUCACCCUUUUCACUUCCAGAUUCUAAUUAGUUUUUAUAUUUUUUUAGGUAAUUCUAAUAUAAUCAGUAAGUUUAUGCUUUAAAUACUGUGUGCUUUAAGAAUGAAAAUGGGACCAAUUUGUCUGCUAAGAAUUUGAUUUUAGGGUACUAUAAGAGUAUUAGGAAGAGAUAUUCAGCUGGUGUUUAUUCUAGUUGUCUUCUGGGUGUCAUCUGUACUCCUAUUUUAAAAAAUAAUUUAGAAUACUACUUGCCCUUUGCAGUACUCUAGUAAUGGGCAUUAAGCUGUCUUGGAAAGAGUGUACCUAUUACUAGGUGCAUUUUAGCAUGAGAUAUUUUAUUGACAUAUAAAUAUGGCCAUAUGUCUCAGAUUUUCUGAGGUGAACCUAAUUCUAGGUGCCCAUUUUUGUUGAUAGAUCAUGUGAUCCCAUUAUUUGGGUUUGCCCCACCCCCCAAAUAGAAGCCUCUUUUAUCCAUAUAGAUCAUAACAGCAUUUAUCCCAGAUCAAGGUUAGAAGCUGAUGUGGGUAUUACCUGUGUUUUUCUUAGUGUGUUUCAUUUCCCUGUUUCAUCUUUUUUAAAGAAAUGAAAAUAAUGGUGCCUUCCCUCCCUCCAGAAGAUUGGCAAAUAGUUCCUUUUAUUUACUGCUGCUGUGGAGUGAUGAGAUAUGCACUUUACUCUUGAAGACUCAGUAAAAAAGCUUUUCAUUCCCAGUAUAUCCACAAUAGAUCACAUUUGGGACUUAAGAAAAUUUGCCAAGCAAUCUUUGUUUUUAUAGAUAUUAAUGUUGACCCUCAUUUCAAUGUUGUGAAAAUAAGUCAAACUGGUGUUUAUCCUCCCCCUCAUCUGUGGCACAGCAUAUAAAAAUGUACCUCAAUAUUGUUCUAUUAAAAAUGGGACAGGGGCCUUACGUUUUCAUAAUUUCCCAACAAUGUGCCACCCUGUGUUUGCCUCAAGGGAAAAGUUUUAGCUAGCUAAAAAGUACUUCCCAAAUCCCCUGUGCUGUUCCUAACCCAUAAUGCCCAAGUGUUUUGUGCAAUGCGUAGUAUGUAUGUAUACACACACACACACACACACACACAUAUAUAUUCUUGAAACAGACAUACCAUCAGAGACAUCGUUCAGAAGUAACUGAUAUAUUGGCAUCUCAUUCAUAUUUCUGAUAUAUGAGGUAUAUGGUACUAAUUACCUUUUCCUUGAUGUUUGCCAAAUUUGAAUAAAAGCAUUGGUACGAAAUUACAGAAUGUAUAGAAAAUGUUUUUGGCUUGAAAAGUUAAUGAUAUUUUAUGACAUAACACAAUGUAUUCUGCACAAACCAGCAUCAUGUCUUUUCUUGUUCUUUACAUCUCAAUUCCCCAUUUCUACUUCCUCUUUUUUUUUUGAUAUAACAGUUCUUUUGUAGCAUCAUUACAGUUACAAUUCUAUGACAAUUGGACAGUUAUAGCAUGGAAACAGACUGAUAGUAAUAGUACAGUAGUCACCAGUGUGCCACAUUUGCAUUAGUAAAUGCAAAAUACACAUUUUAUAAAGGACAAACUGCUAUGUUUUUAUUUUCAUUACAUUGUAUAAUACUGUAAGAUUAUUGUAUGUCCUAAUUUGCAUUAUAAAUGUUUUUUUCCUACAUAAAGGCAUAAAUAUAGCAACUUUGUAUAAAGGUAGCUUAUUAGAUUUUUAAUUUUUUCUUUUAUAAAAAUUGUCUAACAGUGGGACUACCAUUGCCAAAUUGUAUAUGAAAUAUGAAUCUUACCCCUAUGGCUAAUUUCUUUUAUAAACAUUCCGUAUUUCUCUAAUAAAAGACAUAAGUGAUACUGUACUAUGCAUAAAUUGUAUUUCAAUGCUGUUUCAUAUCAGCAUUUUACAUUUUGGUUUGCAUUUUUGAUAUUGGCAAAACUUAACCACUGUUAAUUAAAAUAAAACCUUGUAUAUGUAACAUCAUCAUUUACCCUCCAUCCCUUCCCACUGUUUGUUCUCUAUUUCUCCCUAUCAGUGCCAACUUCAUACAUUUUGUAGCAUGGCAAUAAAAUAUAACUUUUACAUUGAGGCCAAGUGUGGCUUUUUGGAGGAAGUGGAGAUGGGAGGAUUGCCCUCUAAUUGUCCUUUGCAUAUAAUUCUUUUUGCCAUAUGAGCCAUGUCAUCAGGCAUGAGAGUUAUAAAUGAUGUAAAAUGCUUUUAAGGACAAGUGUGUGCUUUUAAGCUUUUUGUCAUAACAAAUAACUAAUUUUUUAUCUUUGGAAAACUCAGAGUUCUUGAAAUACAAUCAAACCUUUAUUAACUGGAGUAAAGAAUAAGCUAAUUAAUAAUUUGUUCAAUAAGGGCUAAGCGACACAUUUUUAAAAUCUUUAUUUAUUGUAGAGUAUAUUAGUAUACUUUACUGUCCUAAAAGUUGUAAUAUGGAAAAUACAGCUUAAUCUUAGAUCAUGUAGCAUCUUGCAAUGCCUUACUGUUGUUAUUCUGGCAUAAAUAUUCAUGAUGAGGUACUCAAGUUGAUACUGGAAGCUGAGCUGACUAUACACUGACCUUAAGCAUUCAUGAAAAACUGCUUUGUUGAAUAAAAUCUGAUCAGAGUU